Molecule: messenger RNA, 3097 nt
Organism: Eriocheir sinensis (Chinese mitten crab)
Lineage: Eukaryota; Metazoa; Arthropoda; Malacostraca; Decapoda; Varunidae
Product: solute carrier organic anion transporter family member 4A1-like
Exons: 14
Coding region: 671-2920 (749 amino acids)
Biological process (GO): sodium-independent organic anion transport; transmembrane transport
Cellular component (GO): membrane
Molecular function (GO): protein binding
Source: RefSeq, a predicted model, not a curated record
GGCAACCCCGCGGCUCUCGACUUCCGCGGCCUCAGUGUGCAUCGAGACGUGAGGGAGGGAAGGUGUGCUGCUCCCGGCGUGUGUCAGUGUAUGUGUGUGUGUGCGUGAGCGUGUGUGUGUACGUCAAGGCAGGUGGAAACGCACACGGCAAGGACUAAAACACCUGGAUCCACACCUUUAAUUAGAGGAGACCUUACCUGUCCACGUGUCAUCUCAGGGAUGUGAGGGGAAAGGACUCUCACCCGACUACCUCAGAGGGAAGGAGGAGGAGGAGGAGGAAGACCGAGGGAUAGCCAACUACCUCUGCGUGAAGGAGAAGGAGGAAGAGAGAGACAGAGAGGACAUAGGAGAAGAAGAGGAGGAGGAGGAGGAAGAGGAAGAAAAAACGAAACGAAAGAACACAACGAACCACCAAGAAGACAAGAGGAAGAAGGAGGAAGGAAGAGACAAAAAAAAUAACGAAGAAGAAGAAACAGGAAGACAAAGAGUACAAGGAAGAACGAGAACGAGGAAGAGAACAAACAACUAACCAAAGGAAGAAGAGGAAGAAGAAGAAGGAGUCGGAAGAGGAGGGCCGCAGAAGAGACACACCACACACGCCCUUCCACAGCCUACGUAAAGGGCCCGUCGUGGCGCAGAGAGAGAGACCAGCAGCUCCCCUCACACCACCAUGGGAGAGGUGACCCUUGACCCCGCCUCCCUGGCCAGCUCCUACAGUGACAGUGGCUUCAGCUCUUCACAGGCGUCCAUCAGCAGUGACCUGGACGGCUCCGCGGCGGGGCUGGGGUCGUCGCGGGCGGACCUGGUGGCGGCGGAGGGGGAGGAGGAGGCGGGCAGCUGCGGGUGGCUGUGCCUGCGGCCACGCUGGUUGCAGCACGCCCGCACCUCCAAGUGGGUGCUCUUCUGGCUGUGCUGGGCCGCCGCCGCGCAGGGUAUGGUCGUCAAUGGGUUCGUCAAUGUCUGCAUCACGACCAUAGAGAAGAGAUUUAACCUGCGCUCCACCGAUGCAGGUCUCAUCGCGGGGGCAUAUGACUUUGCCUUCCUCCUAUGCUCCAUGCCAGUGUCCUACCUCGGGUCACGGGCGGGGAGCUGCAAGCCGCGAUGGCUGGGCUGGGGCAUCUUCAUAAUGGGUGCUGGGUCCUUCCUCUUUGCCCUGCCCCACUUCCUCGUGCCCUCCUACAUCCCCAGCAGCAGCAACGCAUCCUCCAUCCUCUAUUGCCUGCGCCAGGGCACGAGAGAGAACCAGUGCGGGGUGUUGGUGGAGAACUGGCUGUCCUCGUACAGACACAUCUUUGUGCUGGGACAGUUCCUGCACGGCGUGGGGGCGUCGCCGCUCUACACCCUGGGCAUCACCUACCUCGAUGAGUCCGUACCUGUCAAGAUGUCCUCAGUCUACCUGGGCAUCUUCUACGCCAUGGCUGUAGUGGGUCCGGCCGCUGGGUAUGUGUUGGGUGGACAGUUCCUCCGUGUGUACAUCAACGCCCCCAAAGUGCUGCCCGACAGGUAUGGGUUGGAGGCGAGCAGCGACCUGUGGCUGGGCGGGUGGUGGAUCGGGUUCCUGCUGUCCGGGUCACUCUGCAUGUUGAUCUCCUGGCCUAUCAUGGCAUUCCCCGCGCAGCUGCCGGGCGCAAAAGCAAUCAAGGCAUCACGAGUCUCCGAGGCCUAUGGAUCUACAGCAGGUGCAGGAGGAGGAGGAGGAGGAGGAGGCGGAGGAGGAAGGGACAUCACGGCAGCAGGAGCAGGAGGUGGUGGGGCGGCAGGGUUCGGCAAGCUGCGGGACCUGCCGAAAGCCGUGAAGGUCCUGGCGCUUAACCCGACCUUCCUGGCCCUCUCCCUCGCCGGCGCCACGGAGGGGAUUCUCUUGGCAGGGUUCGCGACCUUUACGCCGAAGUUCCUGGAGAAUCAGUUUAGCAUGGCGGCCAGUCUCGCGGCGCUGAUUGUAGGAUUUGUGGUUGUCCCGGCGGGUGGAGGCGGAACGCUGCUGGGUGGGUGGAUCAUCAAGCGGCUCCACCUCUCCUGUUCCGGCAUCCUCAAAAUGUGCAUCAUCUUCUCUGUGGUGUGCGUCCUCUCCUGCCUCACCUUCGUCAUCUCCUGCCCCAACAUCGACUUUGCCGGCGUCAAUGUGGAGUACGGGAAUAGGUCGACGUCACCCUCCGCGCCGAGCCUCAUCGCGUCCUGUAACCAGCAGUGUGGGUGUCAGGACGUUGCCUAUAGCCCUGUCUGUGGCGCCAACAACGUCAUGUAUUUCUCCCCGUGUCACGCCGGCUGCUCGAGCAUGGUGGAGGGGCAGGAUGGGGUCAAGGUGUUCCAGGAGUGCAGGUGUGUGGCCCCGAGCAGCCCCACCGCCCCGCCUGGUGACCCCCGCCUCGCCCCAGACUCAGCGCUUCGUGAGAAAUGCCCCGCCACCUGCCUCCUCAUGCCUGUCUUCCUCGCCAUCUUCUUUGUGACGAUGCUCCUCACCUUCAUCAUCAGUCUCCCGGCACUCUCGGGCACGCUCAGAUGUGUCCCGGACUCUCACCGAUCCUUCGCGCUGGGGCUGCAGUGGAUAGUGAUUAGGUUACUUGGCACUAUUCCCGGGCCUAUCCUUUUCGGCGUCCUCUUUGACCACACCUGCAUCCUCUGGCAGUCCACUUGUGGGAGGGGAGGCGCCUGCAGGAGCUACGACAACUUCCACAUGAGCAGGUACAUGAUGGCAAUUUCCGUCCUCUUCAAAUUCCUCUCCACCAUUCUCUUCAUCAUCGCCUGGUGGAUGUACAAGGCGCCCCCCACCUCCUCCGACGCCCUACCAGACCCCCCGCUGACCCUCCCCAUCCCCCACUCCUCCCCCGCUACCACCCCGCCCAUCACCCCGAAGCGGAAAGGGUUCAGGGGCGGAAGGGAGCUAAGGGGGGUGGACAACAUGGGUGCAGAACUUACCUGAAUAGAUUGUAAUAGAUAGAUAGACAGGUUAGGUAAUAGAUAUGGUAGAUUAGGUGAUAGAGUAAUAGAGGAAUGAAUACGAGUGAGGGGGAGGUUCAGGCGUUUAUAGAUCGGGUGUUAUUCUAUUUUUUUUUUUUAUAAUGGGUUGUGAUGAUUUUUUUUUUUUUUGUAUAGAUAU